Limanda limanda (common dab) is the source of this 1242-nucleotide messenger RNA. It is a transcript of the gene nrarpa, whose product is annotated as NOTCH regulated ankyrin repeat protein a. NCBI's taxonomy places the organism in Eukaryota, Metazoa, Chordata, Actinopteri, Pleuronectiformes, Pleuronectidae. Bases 614 to 952 code for a protein of 112 amino acids. Gene Ontology annotation, cellular component: cytoplasm. The transcript is spliced from 2 exons. The record is from RefSeq and is a predicted model, not a curated record. Gene Ontology annotation, molecular function: enzyme inhibitor activity; protein binding; phosphatase regulator activity.
AAUCUCCCCCCAGAGCGCAGAGCAGGGCAGAGACUCGCGGAUCGCACGCAGGACGCAGACCUGGGCCACACGGUGGAUUUCUAUCGCUUUCGUCGCCACGGACCAGUCCAUCUGUCACAGACGCCCUGGCCACACGAGCAGCGACAUAUUGCCUGGACGUGUAGCCAGGAACCAGGUGGGAACGUUUAAGGGAAACCUGUGGAGACCCGGGACCGAGGAGGCUGCCCUGCGGAGAUCCGACUUCCACUUUCCCUCAGUGAAGGUCUUCUCCAUCCAGUGCCACAGGCGACCUGCUGCUGCUACCGAGGGGGAACUUCACCCAGAGACCCUGGACCUUUUGAGAGCACCCCCUUAAUGCUUUAGGGAUUUAUAGGAUCUCUCACUUUAUUUACCUUUUUGCACACCGAGUGUGUUAUUUUCCUCUAUUGUCCUUUUUGGGAUAUACACAGUGAGCAUUUUUUUGACUUUAAGUGCCUUAAAGUGCCUUAAUAACUGGGUGUAGUCCAGUGUAACUGUGGCAUUGUUAUACCAGACCAGAGGAGAAGACCUUACCACCAGCUCUAGAGCUCCGGGCAGGAUUACUGGUUCCCACAGCUCCCAGCGCGCUGCAGCCAUGAGCCAGGCGGAGGUGUCGACGUGCUCCCAGCCGCAGAGGGUUUUCCAGGAGGCGGUGAAGAAGGGCAACACCAAGGAGCUGCACUCGUUGCUGCAGAACAUGACGAACUGCGAGUUCAACGUCAACUCCUUCGGGCCGGAGGGACAGACGGCCCUGCACCAGUCCGUCAUUGACGGCAACCUGGAGCUGGUAAAACUGCUGGUGAAGUUUGGCGCAGACAUCCGACUGGCCAACAGGGAAGGGUGGAGCGCUUUACACAUCGCCGCCUUCGGGGGCCACCAAGACAUUGUGCUAUACCUCAUCACCAAGGCCAAGUACUCCUCUGGCGCCCGGUGAUCUGUCUCUGCUGUCAGGUAAACAACAAAAAGAAAAAGAGAAUAAGACAAAUAACAGAACAACAGCAACAAUAAGUGGGGAAAAAGAUCAGACUGCAACACAUGCGGGAAAGCCAGGCUCUUUUUCUGAAAGCGUUUCAAAACUGCCAUUAUCUACAUAGUUGUGCCAAAUUAUAUAUAUAUUCAUAUAUAAAAGGAAAUGCAUAAACAGGCCUGCACAAUAACCCCCCCUCCCUCACUGCAAACCAAACGGGGCCCUCUCUGCACCUCUGAGUGAAGCCACCACAUGGU